UGAUUUUGCAAAACAAUUUCACUUCUGGUAGUUAGUGAGCGGCUGCCAAUGUAAUACAAAGCUGAUUAAAGAGGCUGAACAACUUUUCAUGGUGUUUAGCGUUACGUGCAUUGGGCAUUUAUGGAUCGGGGGCUGAGGUUGGAACGACGGAACCUGCUCAGCAAACUUUGUUAACCCAGGCUUCAGAGUUUGGACAAAGGAAAUUCGAAUUCAUUGAAAUUCAUUGAGGACGAAUUGUAUUUCAUUGCAACGCAAAGUGAAGUGGACAUACAGAACAGAUAAUAGCUGACUGCUACUCGUAGAUACAAGAUAGACGCCGAUAAUUGGGAUAGCUCGUAUUUGAUAGAGACAGAAAAUGUGGUCUAUGGGCGUCCCUAUUCACUGGACACUUGUCCGCCUGUAACGAAUAUUAUGUGAUAAACAUACAACAAGGCACCAACUACCCAGCCAUCAGUCGGCGAUAUUAUCCGACAGCAUGCGCUUUCAACUGUCUUCCAUUCUUUCUGCCGCUUGAUGCCUACAUAUUUCCUCCAUAUGCCUGGCAUGAAAUCAUUCGAUGACACGCCGCCUCACAGUCUAACAGAGACGUGUGUGCUGUUUUCCGUGGGAGGGCGGGAGCGGUGGGCUGGCGAGGGCUAACCCGUUGGCCACUGAUGCCACCCACCGAACCCGCCGGCGCCUGCCUGACACAGACCGACAUUAGCUGCCUACUGACCAUCGACGUCGAUCAACAAACGCUCCCCUAUUUAGUGAUUGGCAUAACUUGCCCCAGUGCUAACAUACGUGCGUAGACUUUUGUCAGUCGCGCGGGGAAUCGGCGAGCUCUGUGCGUCUCGGCAGUUGGGAGUUGUCGCUGUGCCAACUGCUCACUGAUCAAAUUCUGAACUGAGCAGUCAGCUCACUGACCAAAGUCUGAACUGAGCAGUCAGAUCACCUCUCGUAAUGAGGCAUCACAAACCACUGUGAAUGCUCAGAGUUUGACAUUUUUUCUAGCAAAUAAUGUGGGUGCGAUGUCGAUGCAACUUUUCGUUGUGGCUUACUGAAAUAGCCUAGUCAUGCGUUCUACGCCGUGCAAAAUAAAUCAGCAUGGGCAAUAGUAUCUUCACCUUACGUUAGAAUGCGCUGCUCUGCUUCUUCUUGAGCAUUCCUUUCCUUGUUUUCCUGCUGAACCGAUCUGUUGUUUAGAACUUGUUCUUUUGCUUAUGAGAAUGCAUGCAAAUCAAUGCAAAUUUAGGCCAUUGUCUGGCGUGAAUACUGAUAGUUCAACUGCUCUGAAGACUUUCAACGCAAAAUAUGUUUUAGUCCAAUGUCCAUUUGUCAAAAUGUUGACCUCUUGAUCUGUCAAGUCUGUAUUGAAGCGUGCGCUAGUAACAACGGUUUCCAUUAGCAGGCAUAUAUAUUCAAUUAUUCGAGAUAUACAUAUACGGUAGGCUCUAGAUGCCAUAAUAGUCUUUUCGCCCUCUUGCACCACCAGCAGAGGACUAUGUUUUAGCUAUGUUAGGCAGGGCAUGUUGUCAAUCACUUUUUCUUCUACAGAAGCUUCUAUCAGCUUCGGGAUGCUCGCGCGGAGGCCGGGGAAAGCCACGGCAGUGAGCGGCGUACAGAGCGCGCUGUGAUCCGUCCAGGUCUCUCGAGUUGAUCUGGAGACAGUUAAGUGUAUCCUGGGCUCCCUCGACUGCGGCCUCUCUGCCAGCUCUCUUCAAAAGAAGCUCUCGUUCUUAUCCGUCCCAUGAGUACCUUACUUGUCUAGUGUCGGGACCGACCUUGCGAAUAUUCAUUGUCAUUCGUGACCUGGCACAGGCACAGGUAAGUUCGAUUGGAUUCAUUAAAAAAGAAUGAGAAGUGAAAUUUCCAUGGUCAUCGUUCGGUGAGUUGCUUUGCCAUUGCCUCGUGAAUCCGUCUCACCAGUUGGUACAUGCACCGUCUCGACCUCGGUGCAUAUCGCCCUGCGCCGCCGCCGGCCCCCAGUGACGCCGCCGCCCGCCCGCCCGGGACACAGGGCUGCUUCGGCCCAGUGCUGAGCCUGACGGCCUGCUCGCGCCCCCAGGAGCGCUACCGAGCCGCCUCGCUCGGUUACGAGGACCCCAUCAACCCAACGUUCGAGGCCACCUCGGAGAUGUACGAGCGCUGUCUGCUGGAGACGCUGCGGCGCAUCCAGCACUACAAGAAGUACGGCCAGCCGCGCAAGCUGGCCAUCAUGGUGGCCAGCCACAACGAGGACACGGUCCGCUUCACCGUCCAAAAGAUGGACGAGCUGGACAUCAAGCGCGAGGACAAGGUGGUCUGUUUCGGCCAGCUGCUCGGCAUGUGCGACCACGUGUCGUUCCCGCUAGGCCAGGCGGGCUACUCGGUCUACAAGUACGUGCCGUACGGGCCGAUCGACGAGGUGCUGCCCUACCUGUCGCGGCGCGCGCAGGAGAACAAGGGCAUCCUCACCAAGGUGGCCAAGGAGCGCAAGAUGCUGAGGAGCGAGCUGCUGCGCCGGCUGGUCUCCGGCCAGCUGUUCUACAAGCCGGUGGGAAACUACACACCGGUGUGAGCGCAGCGCCGCCGCGCCGCCCGUACAGGCACUACUAGUUGCAUUCGACACCGGCAGCCGGCGCUGCCGUCGAAGUGGCUGUGAUGCUUUGGAAUCAAUGGAAUUCAGGAAUACUCGUGGCGCGCGUCGCGCAAUAGAGGUUCACUUGCGCGUGCAGUUUCUCGUAUAUUAUGUGACGUCAUUGUCUGUAUGUUCAUAUGUUUAUUUAUGAUCGCAUUACUUGUACAGCCAGUCACUUGCCAGCUGAUUAAUGGCCUCGGUAGAGAAUGCGGGUCGAAAUCUUUGAUGUGAUGAAUGUCGGCAUAAGCGCGGCUCCCCCAGUGUCUGUGACAUUGUCGAUUGCUUGCACUAGCCGGGUAGCCCGUUUCUAGCUUUAUGGCUGGAGAAUUAGCUACGUUACACGCCGGGGUCGCUCGGCGGCGCGGGCGCCUCGGCUGCUGUGCCGUGUAGACCGCACCCAUGUGCUUAGCCUGGCGCAUAGCCGGCCCGCCGGCCGCCGGUGCCCUGUCACGGGCCGAGGUCAGCCCCCCAGGCGGCGGCAUUUCUGUAGAUAUGAAUAUAUCGUAUAUCGAGUG
Amphibalanus amphitrite is the source of this 3114-nucleotide messenger RNA. Its product is annotated as proline dehydrogenase 1, mitochondrial-like. NCBI's taxonomy places the organism in Eukaryota, Metazoa, Arthropoda, Thecostraca, Balanomorpha, Balanidae. Gene Ontology annotation, molecular function: proline dehydrogenase activity; FAD binding. Bases 1916 to 2539 code for a protein of 207 amino acids. Gene Ontology annotation, cellular component: mitochondrion. The record is from RefSeq and is a predicted model, not a curated record. The transcript is spliced from 3 exons.